This is a messenger RNA of Sorghum bicolor (sorghum), 2205 nucleotides long. Its product is annotated as GATA transcription factor 5. Gene Ontology annotation, molecular function: zinc ion binding; sequence-specific DNA binding. Lineage: Eukaryota; Viridiplantae; Streptophyta; Magnoliopsida; Poales; Poaceae. The record is from RefSeq and is a predicted model, not a curated record. The transcript has 3 exons. Gene Ontology annotation, biological process: regulation of DNA-templated transcription. The coding region runs from base 66 to 1421 and encodes 451 amino acids.
GGAGGGGGCGAGGGUGAAACGGCGCGUCAUUUGUUGAGCAGCCCACGGACUUCGGCAGCCAUUCAAUGCUCCACCAAACGCUCAUCCCUUCCUCCUUUUCCCCCUCCGUCUCCGCCUCCUCCUCCUCGCCUUUCCUCCACGCCCCCAACGCCGCCACCACCACCACCACCACCACAGCCCCCGGUGGUUCCUGCACCCCACCAGCCUUCCCGCGAGGCUCCUCCGCCAUGCCGUCGUACGCGCACCACCAUAGCAGCAGCCCUCUGGAUGAUGGCAAGAUGGACGUGCUCAAGUGUGGCAACAGCGUCCCGCCGGAGGACGACGCUGCCGCCGCCGGGGCGCUCGUUGAGAAAGACGGGUUCUCGGUUGAGGACCUGCUGGACCUCGAGGAGUUCGGGGAGCCUGACAAGGACGGCGCCGAACACGAGGAUGACGCGCCGGCGCUAGCCGCCGCGGUCGAGGAGCAGCCGAAAGCGGAGUCGCAGCCGUUGUCGGUCGUGACGUACGAGCUCCCGCCGCCGCCGCCGCCGCCGGAGCUGGUUGACCUGCCGUCGCAUGACGUCGAGGAGUUGGAGUGGGUCUCGCGUAUCAUGGACGACUCGCUCUCGGAGCUCCCGCCGCAGCCGCAGCCUCCUAUGGCUGCUGUGGUGGCGUCGUUGGCAGGGCGGCCCCCGCUGGCGCAGCAGCGGCGACCGCCGCUCGCGCACGACGGCGCGUACCGCGCGGUGGCGCCGCCGUCGCACGGCCCGCUGCGGACGCCCACCAUCUGUGCGCUGUCCACGGAGGCGAUGAUACCGGUGAAGGCGAAGCGCAGCAAGCGGUCGCGGGGCCCGGGGUGGUCGCGGUCGGGCGCCUCGUUCUUGUCCGACUCGGCCUCGUCCUCGUCGACCACAACCACUUCCUCGUGCUCCUCGUCAGGUUCGUUCUCGCCGUUCCUUCGUCUGGACUCGCCACCGUUCGGCGGGUUCGACCUCGGCCUCGGCGAGGGCUUAUUCAGCCACCUGCUGCCGCUGCCGCUGCCGCGGCCGCCGUCGAAGAAGUCCAAGCACGGCGCCAAGGGCAGCAAGCACAAGCCCAAGAAGCGCGGGCGCAAGCCGAAGCAUCUGCCUCCGCACCACCCGUCGGCAGGCGGCGGCGCGGCCGCGUCGCAGCAGCCCGGGCCCAGCGACCGCCGCUGCAGCCACUGUGGCGUGCAGAAGACCCCGCAGUGGCGCGCGGGGCCCGAGGGCGCCAAGACGCUGUGCAAUGCGUGCGGUGUCCGCUACAAGUCAGGGCGGCUCCUGCCCGAGUACCGCCCGGCGUGCAGCCCCACGUUCGAGAGCAGCAUCCACUCCAACUCCCACCGCAAGGUGCUCGAGAUGCGCCGCAAGAAGGAAGGCGACAUGGUCGCCAACGCCGCGCCGGCCGUGGCGUCGUUCUAAGCCGCUGCUGCGCCCACCCUGUGACUGAGCAUCAGCAAGGAGGCUGGCCACCUAGCGGUGGCUGUACAUUUUUUUUCUCUCUCCGGGCCGUAAUAGCCUUGUACCGUACCUGAACUCCCCUCCCAUGUCUCUUGCUUGGUAGUAUCGUCGUCGCUAGGAGUCUCCCGGUUGGGUUAAUUAGAGUUUAGGAGUCUGGAUUAGGUCAGGUUAGGUUUAGCUUUGGUUGCGGUUAGGGUUCUACUGCGAGAGCAGCGGCGCAGCAACUAGCGCAGAACUUUUAAUUCCUAGCAUUUCUAAAGGCAGUUUCUUCUUCCUUUUGACGAGCUAGCUGUAGGAGUGAGUAGCUUGUUUGGUGCAUCCAUCAAUGGUCGAGCCGGACUGCUGGGUACGGACUGGUGCUGAUGUUGGAAAGGUAGAAGAUGAGAUGAGGCUGAUGGAUCGAUCGGUCGCCCAAGGAGGAAGAAGAGUGCACCUUGCACUUGGACUGGUAUGUAUUGGGACAGGUGCUUGUUGCGUGCACCCUUUCGGUUACAUCACAUGGUGUUGUCACCCGUAACGACAUGAUAUGCUUAGUUAGCAGAGCAGAGUGGUGAUAGCGAGGUGUUGAAGCAAGCAUUUAGGCUUGCAACUUGCAACCUUUGCAAUUGUGUGAGGUAGUUCACUGUAGUCCGUCGUAGAGUUUAGAAUGGACCAAUGGAGCAGUAAAGCUGUAAGCUCCUCCCUUGGUUGUGUUGUGCGACACACUGCCGCUUUAGCUUUGAGUAAUCAUGGUAUCUCUGUGUAA